Messenger RNA from Pteropus alecto (black flying fox), 1154 nucleotides. It is a transcript of the gene ARF5, whose product is annotated as ADP ribosylation factor 5. Gene Ontology annotation, molecular function: GTPase activity; GTP binding. Lineage: Eukaryota; Metazoa; Chordata; Mammalia; Chiroptera; Pteropodidae. The transcript is spliced from 6 exons. The record is from RefSeq and is a predicted model, not a curated record. Gene Ontology annotation, cellular component: plasma membrane; cytoplasm. The coding region runs from base 133 to 741 and encodes 202 amino acids. Gene Ontology annotation, biological process: intracellular protein transport; vesicle-mediated transport.
GCGGGCCGGGACGCGCGGAGGCGGUGGCGGCGCCUCCUCCUGCUGCUGCUGCUGCGCCCCAUCCCCCAGCGGCCGGCCGGUUCCAGCCUGCACCCCGUGUCCGUGCCCGUGCCCCCUCCCCCUGGCCCCGCCAUGGGCCUCACCGUGUCCGCGCUCUUUUCGCGGAUCUUCGGGAAGAAGCAGAUGCGGAUCCUUAUGGUUGGCUUGGAUGCAGCCGGCAAGACCACAAUUCUGUACAAACUGAAGUUAGGGGAGAUUGUCACCACCAUCCCCACCAUAGGCUUCAAUGUGGAAACAGUGGAAUACAAGAACAUCUGUUUCACAGUUUGGGACGUGGGAGGCCAGGACAAGAUUCGGCCUCUGUGGCGGCACUACUUCCAGAACACUCAGGGCCUCAUCUUCGUGGUGGACAGUAAUGACCGAGAGCGGGUCCAGGAGUCUGCUGAUGAACUCCAGAAAAUGAAAGGGGGCUCCCCUACACAACAGGAAAGAGGGAACCUGGGGACCCCAAAGGACUCUAGAUUUCACACCUUCGGCAUCUCAGCUGCAGGAGGACGAGCUGCGGGAUGCCGUGCUGCUGGUGUUCGCCAACAAGCAGGACAUGCCCAACGCCAUGCCCGUGAGCGAGCUGACGGACAAGCUGGGCCUGCAGCACUUGCGAAGCCGCACGUGGUAUGUCCAGGCCACCUGUGCCACCCAAGGCACAGGCCUGUACGAUGGGCUAGACUGGCUGUCCCAUGAGCUGUCGAAGCGCUAACCACCAGGGGCCGGCCCCUGCUGCCCGGAAGCUCCCGCGUGCAUCCCUGGGAUGCCCAAACUCCCGGACUCCUCAGGCAGUGUCCGUCCCUCCUGCUCCUCCUCCCACAGACUCGAGCCUCUGCUCCUGCUCCUGCCUGCAUGUUCUCUGUUGUGGGAGCCUGGAGCCUUGCUCUCUGGGCAUGGAGGGGUCCACUCUCCUGCCUGCUGGGACCUGUGGGAGGGGCUUCCAGGGCCGAGGCCCCUUCUUCCAGAGGAGGAGCAGGGAUCUGGGUUUACUUUUGUUUUUUUCCAUUUUGGGUAUACCCUUGGGGCCAAGUGGGGAGGGAAGGUGAGGGCUCCGGGUGGUGCUAUGAUAUGGCACUGGAUAUUGAGUAAUAAAUUUGCUGUGGUUUGUA